CGGUGCCGGUAACGGGGGGCUCACGGUCUGUACCGGCCCCAACCGCCCUCGGAGAGCAGAACAGCAACACCUGAUGUGAGCCAGCCUUCUCGGCUGGCUCGUCCUUUAUGGAAAACGGGGAAAACCCUGCGGUUUUGCCCUUUGGGGCGUUUUCCGGCGGCUGGUGACGAAGCCGUGCCGUGCCGAGGUGGCGGAGCAUCACCAAGUCAGCGCAGGAAUUCAUCGGGACGGUGUUUCACCUUGAUCCCAGGGACCGCUGGUGCAUCAGGCGGAGGGUAAGAAGGAGCCAUGGUGUGCAUUCCCUGCAUCGUGAUCCCUGUUCUGCUCUGGGUCUACAAGAAGUUCGUGGAGCCCUACAUCUACCCCAUGAUCGCGCCCUUCAUCAAGCGCAUCUGGCCCAAGAGGGCUGUGCAGGAGCCAGACAACUCCAGGCAGGGGCCAGGAGGCAGCGCUGGGGACCCUCAGGGACCUGCAGCCGCCAAAAGAGACUGGGAGGAUGAAUCUGGAAGCCAAAAAUCUGAAAGCAAUGGCAUUGCAAAUGGAAGUGCUGCAAAGAAUUCCACAGCAGUUGAUGACAAGAAAACAGCUUAAAGGAGUUAAUUCCUAAGGAUUUUACUCCCUCAUGUCCAGUAUGAACUGCUGAUAUUCCUCUCACUUUGAGACUUUAUUCUUUGCACAUUUUAGCUGAAUAAAACCUUUAUUGCUUGCAGGAGGA
Messenger RNA from Cyanistes caeruleus (blue tit), 715 nucleotides. RefSeq names its product chromosome Z C18orf32 homolog (gene CZH18orf32). The record is from RefSeq and is a predicted model, not a curated record. NCBI's taxonomy places the organism in Eukaryota, Metazoa, Chordata, Aves, Passeriformes, Paridae.